AACCCCAUAUCGCGGCUGCAGGUCCCACAACUUUGCUCGGACGACGCAUCUUAACCGCUUGUGCUUGCAUUGCACGCCGGAGACGACGAAGCAGGCAAACAAACACUCGGCGCAAGGCACCGUCUCUUCUCGGCUUGCUGACGCUCUAGUCGGCUCGACUGCAUUUGCCCAGGAACGGUCGUCGCGUACAACACGUGCACGAUUGAUCGGUUCGCUCUGACUGCCUCGAGAACCGCCCGCUCUCGUCGCGUCAUCGAGGCCUCGACACAGCUGCGUUUGCAAUCGUCGACCCUCGACAGCAGCACACAAAGCCAUCGUGCUCCGGCUCGAAUGGUUUUUCUGUGCUUGCCAUUCUAGCCGGUAUCUCUUGAGCGACGGAUUAUGGAAGGUCUGCCCAACGGAUCGGCGAAUGCUAUAAACACGACGGUGGCUUCUUAUCCCUCUUCGUCUGCAGCAUCACCGCACCUUCCCCCGCAGCAGCAGCAGCCGCAUCCCGCGCAUCAACUGCAUCACCAUCAGGCACAGUCGUCGGCAGCCCCUCCCCACACGCUGCCCCCUCUUCAGCCGAACAACCCUGUUAUGCAACAGGGACCCUACGGAAGCUAUCCCCACACUCCCAGGACUCCGGCAACUCCCAAUACCCCGAGCUCCACGAGCACCAUGGCCAGUUACCCCCCUCCGCCCCAGCAGAAUGCGGGCCGCGGCAGCAGCUAUCCCGUCAUGGGCAACGCCACGUACCCGCAGCAGCCGUACCCCGGCGCUACGUCAAGUAUGAUGCCUCAGACCACCACCGCGGCCUCGCACCCGCAGCCCAUCGCUCCCGCUCCGCCCACGGCUGGCGGCCGGGCUCCGCCCGUCCUCCGCCCGAUGCCCGCCGGUGGAGUCAUGUCCCAGCCGGGAAUGCACUCGCCGUACGGCCAGAGCCCGCUUAUGCCCCAGCUCCCCGACGCCGGCGAACCUCCGACGCACGUGGUCGGCUCCCAAGGCCGUAGAGGUAUCCUUCCCAGCGCCCCUGGCAGGCCCGCGCCUCCUGCCGCCGGCUCUGCGCAGGCCAAGAACCAGAUCUUGCAGAAGGACGCCGAUGGGAAGUUCCCUUGCCCCCAUUGCACCAAGACCUAUCUCCACGCGAAGCACCUGAAGCGCCACCUCCUGAGACAUACCGGCGACCGCCCGUACAUGUGUGUUCUGUGCCACGACACCUUCUCGCGCAGCGACAUUCUCAAGCGCCACUUCAUCAAGUGCUCUGUCCGCCGCGGCAACCCCACCGGAGCUAGCCAUCUUUCUCACCCCCAAGCACACGUCAAGAAGAACGCUGCUGCCCAACAAAAGGCGAUGGGUACCGAAGGCGAUGUUAAUCACAUGAACGGUAUGGGAAACAUGCCUGCCGACGGGAUGGUUCAUCCGUUUGGCAUCAUUCCCGCUUCUGAUGGCAUGAGCAACGUGGCCAACGAUCAAAGCCAGCUCUCGAGAUCUAGCAGCAUGAACAGAGUCGCCGACGACGCGAACCGUGAUAGGAGAAACAUGACCGCGUCCGUCAUGGGCGCCUCGACGCGCCCUGGCAGCUUUGAGCAGACGUACAACGGCGGCGAAGUCGCGAACAAUAUGACCGCGAACAUCAACCCGCAGCUGGCCAACUACAGCAUGCCCCAGAACCAGAGCGGGAUGCCCAUGUUUGGGGGUUCAGGCUCGACCGAUUGGUCUCAAAUGUUCCAGGCUGGUGCGCAUUCUCCCUACGUCAAUACGAUCCCACCUAAUACCGGACAGGGACAGAUGCAGACCGCAACCAAACCCGAGCCUAAUCUCGGCUCCGCACGAGUGGCUGGCAUUCCUGGCGACCAUCCCGUCGACUCGUCCCUCUUCCCCUCGUGGGGAGUUCCGUCGUCGUAUCCGAACUCUUACCAUCAACUCUCCAGCAAAAUUCUCAACUUCCUGCAGUCCUCCCCCGCCGGCGCCAGCACCGCGACCUCUAGCUUCCUCGACUUCUAUUUCCACGCCGACAACGUCCGCAACUUCCUCGAGAACUACACCCACUUCCAUGCCCACGUGUCAAUCUUGCAUGUCCCCACCUUCCGUGCCAUGGAGACUUACGUCGGUCUUGUGGCGGCCAUGUGCUGCGUCGGGGCGUGCUACUCGGACCGGAUACCCGCAGCUAACAUCCGCGAGAUUAUGGAUCUUUUGAAGGCAGCCCUCGAAGGCUCGUCUCGAAUGUUUGCCUCUCUCCUCCAGGAUGAUGGCUCGGGGACCGGGUACGAAUGGGCCUCCUUUGGCAGCAACAAGACCGACCUCGAGGAAUUGCAGGCCAUCAUGCUCACCCAGAACUUGUUCACUUGGCACGGCACUCCAGAGCAGCGCGAGAAGGCGCGGAAGACAUUCCCUCUGAUCGCGUCGUCCGCCCGCAAGGCCGGCCUGCUCCGUCUGACGACGGACGGGUCGCUGUAUAGCAUGGUUCACCAGCCUGAUUUCAACCCCACGAACUUCCCGAUUUCUCAGUUCAGCUGGUAUUCCUGGGUGGAGCAGGAGAAGCGCAUCCGGACCAUGUACAUGAUCUUUCUCUAUGACGUGGCUCUCGGCUUGUAUUUCAACACGGGACCCGAGUUCGACCCCUUUGAGAUCCGCCUUCCCCUGCCAGCGGACGAUGCUGCAUGGGAUGCAAACGACAUCAACGAGUGCGCCGAGGCACUUGGACUCCGCGGGCCAGAUGCCGCCAAGGCCCGCAACCCCGACGGCACUCGGAGAAGCAGCCAACCGGAGUUCCACCAAGUGCUGAAGGCCCUCCUUGACAGCAGCUACCGUAUCCAACCCGGGUCGACGAAUCUCUUCGGCAAGUUCAUCCUCAUCCACGCGCUGCUCUCCAUCAUGAGGCGGGCUCAACUGGGGGGGGGUUCGGCCAUCAUGAAUCGUUCCGCCACGCCGAUCCCAGCCCAUGCUUGGUUCGUUGGAACUCAGGGCAGCCCUAACAACAGCGGCCGUGCGACCCCGGUCGAUCUCGGGGCCAACCUUCUGGAUGUGCAGACCGUCAAGACCCUCAUGACGGCGUUGGAUAAGUUCAAAAGCAACUGGGAUCACGACAUGGCCAACCAGUUCCCGCCUUCUCUGGCGGUCAACCCCCGCAGAUACGGGUUCACCAGGGAUGGGAUUCACUUCUACUGGCUGGCAACGUAUCUGCUCAAGAGCACGCGGGCGGCGGACCUUCAGAUGGCGCCCGAUCAACGGCUUGCCCAAGUCAUUCAUCUAUUGAAGUCGGUCAAGCAGUGGGUUCUGACCGAUGGGGCUGCUCGUGGGGAGGAGCUAGGAUCUGUUGGAGAUAUUGAUGCCUCGUACGGGGUCAAGGACGUGACGCUCGAUAUGACACAACUCUUUCGACCACUUCCGAUGGAGAAGUCGCCAGGUUUUGCGGCCGCUCAAUCAGGGAACAUGCAGAACCAACAAUGAUCUCGGUGGAUGUCGUGCUCGGUACGCAUCCUUCUCUGCAUCAGCGGCGUUUCCAUUUCGUUCUUCCUCUUUUCUGGGGGAGGC
This is a messenger RNA of Thermothelomyces thermophilus ATCC 42464, 3516 nucleotides long. RefSeq lists its product as uncharacterized. Gene Ontology annotation, biological process: regulation of transcription by RNA polymerase II; DNA-templated transcription. Bases 382 to 3432 code for a protein of 1016 amino acids. The record is from RefSeq and is a predicted model, not a curated record. Lineage: Eukaryota; Fungi; Ascomycota; Sordariomycetes; Sordariales; Chaetomiaceae. The transcript has 2 exons. Gene Ontology annotation, molecular function: RNA polymerase II cis-regulatory region sequence-specific DNA binding; zinc ion binding; DNA-binding transcription factor activity, RNA polymerase II-specific. Gene Ontology annotation, cellular component: chromatin.